Messenger RNA from Ilex paraguariensis (yerba mate), 1059 nucleotides. The record is from the annotation of a GenBank genome assembly. NCBI's taxonomy places the organism in Eukaryota, Viridiplantae, Streptophyta, Magnoliopsida, Aquifoliales, Aquifoliaceae.
AUGGAAACAUUUUCCACUUCCAGGUACUUUGCAAUCCUCUCUUUCUUCAUUUUGUACCUCCAAACCCUCACUGCAUACCCGUAUUCAUCAUUCUCUUUCAAGAAUUUUGGUAAAGAAUCGAACUUUGAGUCCGAACUUGCUCUAUAUGGUGAUGCUAAGGUUGCUAAUGACAGUCUCUCCGUACAAAUCACUGGUUCAUCCAUUUCUGGUGCUGGGAGAGUGAUGUAUAAGAUACCAAUUAAGCUUGGUGUAGGUGAACCUAAACAAAUGUUGUCUUUUUCAACUUAUUUCUCAUUUUCGUUGUCGCCAAAAAAUGGGGAUGGUUUAGCUUUUGUGAUGGUUCCAUUUGGGUUUCCUUUGAAUGUGUUUGAUGGUGGCUCAUUUGGGAUGCUGAGGGAGACAAAAAUGAGGGUUCUCGGUGUCGAAUUUGAUACCUCGAUGGAUGUUAAGUAUGGUGAUGUGAAUGGUAAUCAUGUUGGCUUGGAUGUUGAUAGUUUUGUAUCUGCUAAAGUGAGCAAUGUUUCUCCCCUCAAUUUGGUGCUGAAUAGUGGUGAGAAAUUGCAAGCUUGGAUUGAUUAUGAAGUGGGCUCAAGGCGAUUUGAGGUUAGAUUGAAUAAAUUGGGUGAACUUAGGCCAGUUGAUCCAUUGCUUUCUUAUCCAAUUGACUUGUCACGAAUGUGGAAGGAGGAUGAGGUCUUUGUGGGGUUAAGUUCAUCAAGUGGGAAUUCAUCUCAGAAAUGCAAUGUGUAUUCAUGGAGCUUUAAGCUACGGCAGGUACCACAUUGGAUGCAUUCCCAACCACUGGAUCCUAAGGCUUUCGUGGACAAGACAAAAGCUGCAACUCUUGAUAAGAGAAGUGAUUGUGUUUUGAGAGUCCUUGCUGCCCUGAUAUUUGGCACCGGAUGUGGAGCAUUGGGAGCAUCGGUUGUCUUGUAUAUGUGGACUGUAUUUGGGAAGAGGCGUCCAGUGGUGCCAGAGGAAAAUGUUGUGCACCCUGAGGUCGAGUACAAAAAGUUUAAUGUAGUUGUAGAUGAAGCCAUAGAAGAUGGCAAGCAGUAG